CGUAGUUUGUCGUGCGCAGUAAGAACCGGCUUGGUUACAAUUUUUACAUUAUCUUAACAGAGAAGAACCAUAUUUCCAUAGAAUGACAGAGAUUAUUGUCUAGGUGACGUUACGUAGAUCAAGUACAGAUCGGGGAGGAGCGUUUGCUGAAGUCCUCGGCAGAGAGAAACCUUUAGUUUGGUUCUUCGCGUCGUGCACGUAUCGAUUCAAUGGCGCUAAAUUCAGCUCUUGAUUCACAGAUAUUUAUAAUCGGAUGUGGCAUCUCGGGAAUUGGUGCCGCUCGGAAAUUACUUAAACACGGUUUUCAUAAUGUACACAUCAUAGAAGCGACUGCGAGAAGCGGAGGGAGGAUACGAACGGGCAGACUGGGUGAUAACGUUGUAGAGAUUGGCGCCAACUGGAUCCAUGGUCCAUCGAAGGAAAACCCAGUGUUUCGUUUGGCAUGUGACUACCAGCUCCUUGACAAAGAGUCAAUGUCUGAAGAAAACCAGGCCAUUGACGUUGGUGGUCAUCCACUGUUUGUUCCCAACUGGUUUACCAGUUCAGGUCGAAAACUGGGGCUUGAAACGAUGGGGCCAGUGGUAGAGUUUUUCAUGAAAUUACUGGAAAGGAGUCAGCAGUUCCAUGAUGGAGGUGGAGAACCUCUGCCGAGCGUUGGGGAGUUUGUCAAGGCAGAGGUUGAACGACUGUCCCCAGAAGAGUGGAAGGAGGACACGGCUAGCAUUGCUACAAAAAGGGCCAUGAUAAACACACUGCUCAAGCUGGAGUGCUGCGUCAGUGGAACCCACACGAUGGACGAUGUAGGCCUGGGAGCCUUUGGCAUGUAUAAAACUCUCCCAGGAUUAGACUGCACUUUCCCAGGAGGUUAUGAAGGUUUAAUUGAUCACAUGAUGAAGGAUCUUCCCAAGGACAUAGUCUUAUACAACAAGCCAGUGAAGUGCAUUCACUGGAACUACACCAAGAAUGGACCAUCAGGAACAUCAUUUCCUGUUACAAUUGAAUGUGUGAAUGGGGAGAUGUUUCCUGCAGACCAUGUUAUUGUCACUGUCCCAUUGGGAUACCUGAAGAAGCAGCAGAGUACUUUUCUGAGCCCUCCUCUUCCUCUGCAUAAAUUGCACUCCAUCCAGAGAAUGGGCUUUGGGACCAACAACAAGAUCUUUCUUGAGUUUGAGCAGCCUUUCUGGGAUGAAGACUGUGAGUUGAUCUACCUCGUCUGGGAGGACGAGACGCGUCUUGCUGAUGUUGUUACUGAUGUAAAGAACUCCUGGAUCAGAAAGCUAACUGGGUUCACUGUGCUGAAGCCCACAGAGAGAUAUGGGCAUGUGCUCUGUGGAUGGAUUGCAGGACGAGAGUCUGAGUACAUGGAAACUCUCUCUGAGCAUGAAGUGCUGCACAGUGUCACACAGCUCCUGCGCAUAUUUACUGGAAAUCCAACUAUUACACCAAGGAAGCUUUUAAGAUCUCAGUGGUUCCAUGAACCCUAUUCCUGUGGAUCUUAUACCUAUGUGUCCAAAGGUUGCUCAGGAUAUGAUAUAGAUAACCUUGCUGAACCCUUGCCAUUGAAAGGCUCAAAUUCUAAGUCCUUGCAGGUGUUGUUUGCAGGAGAAGCCACACACAGGUCUUUCUUCUCUACAGUUCAUGGAGCGUUGCUGAGCGGCUGGAGAGAAGCAGAGCGUCUAAUAUCUCACUACACCUCUGCCUCUGAGUCGUUCUCAUCUAAACUCUGAAAACUGUACUCAUGUUCUGAAGAGUCAGAAGGAUCGACUGAUGUUUUUAUGAGAUCUGAAAGAUUUUGUGCCUUAGAAAGGGAAUAGAACGAAAAUUUGAAUGUAACUGCUGAAUUAUUUUAAGCAUCAUGGAUGUGCUGGAUGACCCAUGUUCAGUAUGAUAAUUAUGUUAAUUAUGAUAAUUGAUUCAGAACAAAAAAAAAAAAAUCUUACUGAAUGCCAGUACUUUGCACAAAUGUUAAUUCUUUUGUAAUAUGAAAAUAACUUUUUAUAUUAAGCAUAGUUUCUCAAAAUACUUUGGAGUAUAAAUUAUUUUUUCAAAUUAAAUUCUUCAUACACAUUGGGCAAUGAUUAUCCCCUUUAUCCACCCAUUCACUUUCUGUAAACUGUCAUUCAAAUUGUUAUAACCAUAUAUGGAUGAUUUCAGUUAUCUCAUAAAAACCUUAUGAUUUUUGUCAUUUCUGUUUCUUAACACAUUUGUAUAACAAAAUGCGUUUUUGUAAUUUAUUGUAAUUGAAGCAUUAAAACAGCUUGUAUUUAUGGGUUAGAAAACCGUUAAAGUACGCUGUUUAUAUACCUCUAAUUUCUUUGAAAAGUGAAUACAAUUACAAUUUAUAUAAUGCCAUUGUUUUGUUGUGAAGAAACAUACAUAAAUGGAAUUGUUGAAGAUCAAUUUAUGACUACAUACUGUUAUGUGAUUAUAUAGUCGGACCAUUAUAAUUGUUUUGUUGUGUUUCCAAAUUUUGCAUUAGAAUUGUACCAUGCUCUCUUUACACUUUCAGCACUUUAAACUACACUUUAUAUGUUUGGGUAAUAUAUUAGCCCAUCUUUUGUUCUCAAAAAGAACUGUACUUUAACACAAGAAUACUUUUGGGAUCCUGUUUGUUGCAUGGUCCAUAUGAAGAAAAAAAAAAGAAGCCAGAAUAUUUGCUGAUGACAUGCCAUGUGUAUGUGUCUUUCUACAGUCCAGAGGUCUGUAGAAGGUGCUUCCACUGAGAAAUGUGCAUUUCAUUGAUCAAAUACAUAUUAAUGUCACUUCCAGAUGCUACAUAAAAAUAAAUUUAUGAAGAAUGA
Puntigrus tetrazona (Sumatra barb) is the source of this 2801-nucleotide messenger RNA. Its product is annotated as peroxisomal N(1)-acetyl-spermine/spermidine oxidase-like. Gene Ontology annotation, molecular function: polyamine oxidase activity. The record is from RefSeq and is a predicted model, not a curated record. The transcript has 7 exons. NCBI's taxonomy places the organism in Eukaryota, Metazoa, Chordata, Actinopteri, Cypriniformes, Cyprinidae. Bases 210 to 1727 code for a protein of 505 amino acids.